Messenger RNA from Staurois parvus, 1336 nucleotides. Lineage: Eukaryota; Metazoa; Chordata; Amphibia; Anura; Ranidae. The record is from the annotation of a GenBank genome assembly.
AUGGAACCAAGCUUCAUCCAGUCGGCCAUGGCUUUAGGCUUGCCAUCUAAGAAGGCUUCUUCAAGGAACAUUGCUGUGGAGAGGAAAAAUUUGCUCACUGUCUGCAGGUUUUCAGUGAAGACUCUCCUGGAGAAAUACACAGCGGAGCCUAUUGAUGAUUCCUCAGAAGAGUUUGUGAAUUUUGCUGCAAUUUUGGAACACAUUCUGAGUCAUCGAUUUAAGGGUGAGAGAGGCAUGGGUCACGUCAGCUGGUUUAGCACAGAUGGCCAGAGAGGAUUCUGGGACUAUAUCCGUAUCGCUUGCAGCAAAGUUCCCAACAACUGUAUCAGCAGCAUUGAGAACAUGGAGAACAUUGGCACAGCUAGAGCAAAGGGUCGGGCCUGGAUACGUCUUGCGCUGAUGGAGAAACGACUUUCAGAAUACAUUGUAACUGCACUAAGAGACACCAGAACCACCAGGAGGUUUUAUGACGAUGGUGCUAUUUUACUGCGAGAAGAGUCCUCUGUCCUCACUGGGAUGUUGAUAGGCCUCAGUGCCAUCGAUUUCAGCUUUUGCCUAAAAGGGGAAGGAAUUGAUGGCAAAACUCCAGCAGUGAUAGACUAUACUCCAUACUUGAAGUUUACACAAAGUUAUGAUUACCUAAGUGAAGAAGAAGACAGAGAAAGUGUAGGUGGCAGCAGCAGUGAGGACAGCUCUCCCGAACACCCCUACUUACCGCUGCUAACGGACGAGGAGACCUGGUACAGCAAGUGGCGUAAGAUGGAACAGAAGUUCCGUAUUGUCUAUGCACAAAAGGGAUAUCUAGAAGAGCUGGUCCGUUUGCGGGAGUCUCAGCUGAAGAAUCUAGAAGCUGAGAACAAGAGACUGACUCAGAGAAUCCAGGAGCAGGGAGAGCAAAGCCUGCAGGAGAAACACCAGCUGGAGGGAGUCAUCCUAGAACUGCAGGAACAGCUCACUGGCCUACUCCCUUGUGAAAAUGCCCCCAUCAAACAGUUCAACUCAAGCAUUGGGGCCCCUCUGGUUAACCAGUGGCCCUCCCUGGGCAAUCUUAAUGAUAACGAGACAUCUGUUAAACCCACGCUGUACAGGAGACACAGCUAUUUGAGUACAGAACACCUCUCAGCUGAGCUGAGUCUGAGCUCCGAAUCCCAGAGGGGAGAAGGGAAGCAGGAUGGAGAACCUUGGGGUCCUAUUGGUAAGGACCCAACCCCUUCCAUGCUGGGUUUGUGCGGCCCUGGCAUCCAUCCCCAGCUGUAAAUCUCUGCCAAGCUUGAAAUCCAAUGAAUGCCUUGUCAGUAAUAGCAGUGAGACAAGUCCUGCUGGAAGCCCCAGCUGA